UGCUAUAACAAUUGCUGGAAAAAAGUUUCUCAACUUUUUUAUGUGAUAUUGGUUUAGGAGAGAUCUUUGGGGAAAUCUUUGAGUCGGAUUGAAGGAAAUCUUUUACUCAAACACAACGAAACAUAUUAAUUGUUAUAAAAUUUGCUCCAAAUAUAAAAAGAGAGACAUAUCUGGUUGUACUCUGACAAAAGCAGCGGUUGACGAUUCCCAUCACUUCCAACAAUGUAUGCUUCUUCUUGAGGCAGAAGUUGAGCAUUUUGUGAUGUGUGUUUUGGUUCUGAGUUAUUGAGUAGAGCCUAUAGUGUGUGUGAUUCGAAACCCACCUCACGGGUUUUACUACCCUGAACCAGUGAAUAUGUGUAUGGGCUUGCCCGGGACCAGUUCGAUGCCGCCGCCGGCGAAUUCCACACCGUCGUCUACUGCUGCUGCUGCUAAUACGACGUUGCUCGGGGUCCCUCCGAAUAAGAAGAUCCGAAAAACCUAUACGAUUACCAAGACGAGGCAGAGCUGGACGGAGCAGGAGCAUGAAAAGUUUGUUGAAGGUGUUCAAUUAUUUAAUCGCGACUGGAAAAAGAUUGAAGCAUUUAUUGGUUCAAAAACUGUCAUUCAGAUCCGUAGUCAUGCACAGAAGUAUUUUGAGAAAAUUCUGAAAAGUGGGAAAAGCGAACUUGUACCUCCUCCUCGACCAAAGAAGAAGGCUGCUCAUCCUUACCCACAUAAAGCCCCUAAUAAUGCUCCAAAUGUUGCUCAUGUCACUGCAGUCAUUGGGGCUCCAACGACAUGUGUAAAUCCCAUUACCGAUCCUCCAUUGGCUCCUUGGAGAUGUAGUUCUGUACUGCCAAUCAAUUUUGCACAAAUAGAAAAAGAUGAUGGGAGGUUAUUUGUCCCUACAAUCCCUACAAUUGCAAAUAACAGUGGCUAUAGUAGUGAAAUAAAUGAUCCUAUCUACACUCAGGCAAUGAGAGUUGCAAAUAACAGUCGCUAUGAUGUUACUGAAACUGAAAGCUCUCUAAGGAGUGUGCCAUCUAGUGAAAUAUAUAAUCCUGGGGCCUACUACUCACAGGGAAUAAAAGUUGUGCCAGAGCCAGACAUUUCUCAAUUGUAUAAUUUCAUUGGGAAUAUCUUUGACCCUUAUGAAGUUGGCCACUCUCAGAAACGGAGACAAAUGGAUCCCCUAAAUUUUAAAUCAGCAUUGUGGAUGAUGACUAAUUUAUCAAAUAAUUUAAAAAGUCCGAUGGUAGAGGAACUUUAUAAGUUCCUUUCAUCCAAUAAUCUCAACGAGGAGAAGGUGAUGCCAUCUGCCUGCCCAAACAACUUCUCAUCCAUAUCAUAGAAUGCCAUUCUAUCUGCUUAGGAAGACGACAGUCAACGAUAAUGGUGUCAUUCUAUAAGUUUUAUCUGCCGGUGAGAGUUUGAUAACAAUUGUCUCUUGGGACUAUGUAUGUAUUGUCUCAAUGCAAUGCAUAUUAGUCUUAGUCCACGUCUCUCUGAAGUGAAAGCUUGUCAAGACUUCACCUUCAUUUUUGGAUAUGUAAAUAUGACCGGCCAUUUUAUUUCUUAGGAAGAAGGAAUUUAGGGGUUAGUAUUUAGACAGUACAAGUUAACUUCUAGUUUAGUUUUGUUUCAGAGGCUAUCUUGUAUAGUGUUUGGCUGUUUACAAUUUGCAGUAUUUGCUUUAAUAUUUUGCUACUGUAAGUGAGUGACAUCAGAAGUUGUUUUGUGUGGAUUGCAUUAAGCCAGAAAAAAAAUACAAAAAUAAAAAUAAUUUUUGGG
Humulus lupulus (European hop) is the source of this 1773-nucleotide messenger RNA. Its product is annotated as protein REVEILLE 4-like. Gene Ontology annotation, molecular function: DNA binding. The coding region runs from base 356 to 1333 and encodes 325 amino acids. The transcript is spliced from 9 exons. NCBI's taxonomy places the organism in Eukaryota, Viridiplantae, Streptophyta, Magnoliopsida, Rosales, Cannabaceae. The record is from RefSeq and is a predicted model, not a curated record.